This is a messenger RNA of Penicillium maclennaniae, 816 nucleotides long. RefSeq lists its product as uncharacterized. The record is from RefSeq and is a predicted model, not a curated record. The transcript has 2 exons. The coding region runs from base 1 to 816 and encodes 271 amino acids. NCBI's taxonomy places the organism in Eukaryota, Fungi, Ascomycota, Eurotiomycetes, Eurotiales, Aspergillaceae.
AUGCAGCUGACAGCGGUCGUUACCCUUUCAACCUCUCUGUUAGCAGGCCAUGUCUGGGCACUGCACGCGGACCCCUUAAACCCAGUGGGCAUCCACAACCCAAACCUCUUCAACAAGCACGCCUCAGCAAAUCACGGCCCAGCAGCCGACGGUCCUGCCGCCAACCGCGAGAUCCCAGCCUACAUGGCGCCUCUGGUUUCUUCAAUGGCCUCUGAGAUGGCCCUGUCAAUGAUGCACAAGCCCUCCUCAACACAGGUGCAGGCAUCGAUGUCCCACGCCCCGGUAGCAUGGUCCAACGCCCCGUUGGCACCACAUCCUAAUCUGCCGAUAUACUCCGACGUCCCCAUGUACUCUCAGGGUUCAAUGUAUGCCAGUCUCUCCAUGUCUGCUUCGGCCAUGUCAACGCCUUAUGCCAUGCCCUCGCAGGCUCCGUACUCGGACAUGUACAACUUGCCCAUGAGCUCAAUGGUCACAAUGGCCUCUUCAACCCCGAUCAGUUCCAUGGCCAAGGCUUCCCCCGCCGCUUCGCAGGCUUUGAGCCACUUCAAUCAGCCUCAGCGUCCGGCUUUCCACCCCGCCCAGGCUCAGGCGCCUGGUCUGGGCGGUAUCGCGCCUAUUGCUCCUUUGGCGCCGGGUUCUAAUAUUGCACCUGUGCAGCUGAACUCCAAUUACGGCUCUGAUGAGGGAAAUGCCUUCUGUUUGGGUCAGUGCUAUUCUAGUGAGGAGGAGGCGCAGUGUGAGAUGCCUACGACGAAGCCGGUUUACAGGUCUGGCCUGGGAUGUUACAUUUGCUGCUUCACUGCGGGUGACUUUUAA